Messenger RNA from Beta vulgaris subsp. vulgaris (sugar beet), 1596 nucleotides. RefSeq lists its product as uncharacterized. The transcript is spliced from 4 exons. Bases 1 to 1596 code for a protein of 531 amino acids. The record is from RefSeq and is a predicted model, not a curated record. Lineage: Eukaryota; Viridiplantae; Streptophyta; Magnoliopsida; Caryophyllales; Amaranthaceae.
AUGAGUGACAUGUUGUAUGAAGCAUUUGGAAUGGCGACACAAGAAGUAGAUGCUGAGGUUGGAGAAGCUGUGGAUGCAAAGGCUAAUGUUGGUAUUCGAGGAGAUCCAAUUGAAGAAGCCAAAACAUUUUAUAAAUUAAUGGAAGACCUUGAGUUGCCGUUAUAUCCAGGCUUGCUUAGGGGGAUAACAGAUAAAAGUCUUUCUAUGAUUCUUGAUCUUUUCAAGGAAGCAUUGCCGGAGAAUAACACUUUGCCAGAAUCCUUCUACGAAGCUCAAAAGACAGUGAAGAAGUUGUCUCUUAACUCCAUCAAGAUUGAUGCUUGUCCCAAUAAUUGCAUGCUAUUUUGGAAAGAGCAUGCUAAUGCGGAUGAAUGUGUAAAUGUCAUGCAUCAAGAUGGAAAAAAAAGGAACAAGGGAAUGGAAAUCCUGCUACAAACCAAUCCCAAAAAGCUUCCAUGUCAGACAAUGAGUAUGAGAUGGCAUUCAGAUGAACGUCAGAGUGACGAUGGGGUAAUGACACAUCCAGCCGAUUCAAAAGCUUGGAAAUCAUUUGACGAUAAAUAUCCAUCUUUUGCCUCUGAAACACGAAAUGUUCGCCUUGGUUUAGCAAGUGACGGCUUCAGUCCCUUCAGGAAUGGACAUAUUCCCCAUAGCACAUGGCCAGUGGUUCUAAUACCAUAUAAUUUGCCUCCAUGGUUUCAUGAAACAACAUUCUCUAUUUUGUCCACGCUCAUUCCAGGCCCUAAGGGACCUAAGAAGAAUAUUGAUGUGUAUCUCCAACCUCUAAUUGAGGAACUUAAGUUGUUGUGGAAUGUUGGUGUGGAGACGUAUGAUGCCUCAAGAAAAGAGAAGUUUAGGUUGUUCGCUUCUUUGUUAUGGACUGUUAGUGACUAUCCUGCUUAUGGUGAUCUCUCUGGAUGGAGUACGGGAGGAGAAAAAGGUUGUCCUACUUGCAACAGUGACACAUCUUCAGAAUGGCUAAGAAAUGGGGGCAAGUACUAUUACAUGUGUCAUCGCCGAUUUCUACCCAUUGAUCAUGAAUGGAGGAAGAGAAAUCGACGCAAAGAUCAAAAGAACAAAUGCAAAGCAAUAUGGAGAAAAAAGAGCAUUUUCUAUGAGUUGCCGUAUUGGAGUAGUCUUCUAGUGCGUCAUAAUUUAGAUGUGAUGCACAUUGAGAAGAAUGUUUGUGAGACCUUACUUGCUACGUUGCUUGACAUCAAAGGGAAAAGUAAGGACAAUCUGAAUGCACGACAUGAUUUGAAGGAAAUGAAAAUUAGAAAGUCCCAGCAUGCUAAAGAACGAGACGAUGGUAGUUGGGAGAUUCCCCCGGCUCCUUACACGUUAUCCUUGGAGGAAAAAAAGAAGCUAUGUACCUUCCUGACGAGUGUCAAGUUCCCUGAUGGCUAUGCUUCAAAUAUCUCCCGAAAUUCAUUGCUGAGAGAGCGCAAAUUGGCAUGGUUUGAAAACCAUGACUUCCAUGUCAUUAUGGAGCAUCUUCUUCCUCUUGCUAUACGUGAUUGGCCGAAGUCACUGUCCACACCACUUAUUAAAUUGAGUUCAUUUUUCAAGGAAUUGUGCUCUAAGACAUUGAAGUGA